UCGUGAACGCGCGGCGCGCCUCUGAGGGCGGACAUUGGGAUGGUGUGCUCUCAGUCACUCCUCCUCCUCCACUCAGCUCUACUCGCAUGUUUUGAUUCCUGAAAGUUCUUGUCGGUGGACCAGCUGUAAAAAUGUCCACUGUACCGCCACCAGCUAGUGACCGGUAUGUUUUCCGCCGACGGGAGUUUGAGGAGCUGCCGUCAGAGACCCAGAGACGCUGGAUUACGCCUCCUCAACAUGUCCCCGGUGCCCGGCAGCAGCCCGCACUACACCAGCAGCCACACCGACAACACCGGGUUGAUGGCAGCCGGACCCGACCCGGACCUCCCAGUGACCCCAGCACCAGAUGGCUCCAGGAGAACGACCCCACCACCAGAGAGCCUCAGCUGGACGACUGCGAGCGGAUGGGGACGCUGUUCGGGAUGCUCAACAAGUGUCUGCGGGCGAUGGGCUUCAGCCAGAUGUACUUUGGGGACAAGAUAGUGGAACCAGUAGUGAUUGUGUUCUUCUGGCUGCUGCUCUGGUUCCUGGGUAUCCAGGCCCUGGGACUGGUGGGAACUCUGUGCAUCAUCAUCAUCUACAUCCAGAAGUAAUGAGAGUGGAUGGUCAGAGUCGGAGCCUGCUGUUUUUCUUUCUUUAAUGCUUACAUAUGCGGGACUCAUUUCAUGCUAUUGGAUGUUUGGAUUGGAUUCUGCAGUGGAUCUGUGCUUUUAGAGGGGGGUGGGAGGGCAGCAGCUGUGGUACUGCUCUGUAGUGAUGGUGGCUCAGCAGGUUUCUAGAAAUGGUUGUUCAGUCAGUAAAUCCAAAGCUGGGUCCAUUCUUCAGGACCGUCAGGUCUAGAACAGGAGUGGUGACGUCCUUGAUUUAAAGGAACAUGAAGACAUUGUGGGGAAAUGGUUAGUUUCUGUUUGAAUCAGAGGCUGCAGAGAGGAGGCCAGGAGGCCCAGCACUCAGGAAACACAACUGCACACGUCUAUUUGUGGAGGGUUUCACUUUAAGCAGCAGUAGGCAGGUUGGAGCAAAUAUGAUUU
Sebastes umbrosus (honeycomb rockfish) is the source of this 1031-nucleotide messenger RNA. It is a transcript of the gene fam241a, whose product is annotated as family with sequence similarity 241 member A. The record is from RefSeq and is a predicted model, not a curated record. Gene Ontology annotation, cellular component: intracellular membrane-bounded organelle. Bases 132 to 593 code for a protein of 153 amino acids. NCBI's taxonomy places the organism in Eukaryota, Metazoa, Chordata, Actinopteri, Perciformes, Sebastidae. The transcript is spliced from 2 exons.